AUGCGGCUUUCCUUAAUUCAUGCCAUCGUUGGCCUUUUCUGUCACUGGCACUCUUGCCAAUCUUGCCGCUGUUCACCAUUCAUUCACCCUCUUCUCUUAGUUUUAAUAGCUGGUAUAGUCUGCUCUGAUCCACAUCUUCUUUCCGAUCUGCUAGCUAAUCGACCUGAUAUUCGGAAUCAUUUGGCUAUCUCAAGAACCAUACAAAAUGCCGCUGGCGAGCCCGAAAUCUACCAUUUGUUCGGAUAUUCGGAAGAAAGGAGUCGUCCCAAACCUGCCUGGCCGCCUGAAUUCAUUUUACUGCUCGAACAUCAACCUCUCGAUGGGCCAAAAACUUCUGUCCUUUGGAACCUUACGAGUGGCGUUGAGUUGGUCUAUCUCAGCUAUCCAGCUACCUUGCCUAAGGAACAUGGGCAUGAUUACUGUAUAUUGCUUUCUCAGAAUCACAUCAAGAGCCCCAUACAAAGUUUGUGGCCCUCCACUAUCUCACUUGCAGCCGGAAUCACAGGCUUCCCUGCAAAUUUGACAGAUUUCAGUAGUUUAUUUUUCUAUUGGCUUUCUCAGCACCAACUGCCCCUAUUGCAUCGCGUGCCAAAUUCGCUUGACACUCUUAGUCUUUUGGUUAGACACCUUGUGUCUACAGACCAGAUAGCUGGUGAGGCCGAGCGCCGAUUGGCCCGUUUCUGUAUGAACCUUCUUGGUCCCCGUACGUUUUUGCUACAAUUAACUCAACCCAAGCCCCAAACUUCUUUACUUUGGCCCUGUUAUUCUGAAUUUGAUGGAGAACCUGAAUACGGUAAAACGUUUUAUCUUAGUAGAAGAAGCCCGCUUAUCCGUCGAAUAAUGCCGCAUAAACCUCUCUUGAACCUGCCUUCGUGCCGAGAAGUAGGACAGGAGCUGGCCGGUCUUAUACAGCUAAAUAUGGACUAUAGCUUAUCUUCAGAUGAGAAUUCUAGGAAUAUAGAGAAGCUUCUCACUCCUGUAGAAUGCCGAUGUCAAUUAACACAUUGUCUACUCUGGACUCCUGGUCUUCGUUUUUCUAACUCUGAGUCAUAUCGUCAUGCCCAGGGUCCAUCGGCCACUAGUUCGGGGUUCGGCUCUUUUCGGGUCGAGCAACCAAUAGUCGAUAGAUUGACUUCCAUGAUCCCUGACCGUCAGUUUGCGCAGUCUCUGUUCAACCUUUCUACCAGAGCAGAGGUUGAUGAUUCACCUUUAGUUUUAACUGCCCAUCAAGACUUUGCUGACUCGGAUUUGAUAAGUCGAAUAUGGGCUGAUAAUGGGCUUGUCAAAGAGAAGGGAGAGGAAUAUAAGGCAGCCGAGGCAAGAUUUUGUACGUUCGAACCUUGUAGACGCUGUUUUACUUUCGUUUUUCAGACAUCCUUGUCCGCCUUGUCUGCUUCUGAUGCUCUUACUUUCCAUAGUAACGGGAAUACAUCUUACUCUGCUUUUUGUCCUUGGCAUCUUAUGCCAAUAGUUUAG
This is a messenger RNA of Protopolystoma xenopodis, 1476 nucleotides long. The record is from the annotation of a GenBank genome assembly. Lineage: Eukaryota; Metazoa; Platyhelminthes; Monogenea; Polystomatidea; Polystomatidae.